Molecule: messenger RNA, 4021 nt
Organism: Cuscuta campestris
Lineage: Eukaryota; Viridiplantae; Streptophyta; Magnoliopsida; Solanales; Convolvulaceae
Source: the annotation of a GenBank genome assembly
CUUAAGCCCCGUCCCUACGUCGACUGCCGCUGCUGGGUUCGGUUCAUCUUCCUGUUGUCGCCGAUCAUCGCUAAAGGAAUGUCAGGUUGUGCGCUAACGACGAUCCAAUGUGCUUCAAUGCCUCCAAAUAGGAAAUAUGAUUGAAGUUCUAAAAUUUAUAGAUUAACCCCUUGAUUUUCAAGUUAUUUGCGAUUUGGAUAUUUGAUCCUAAAAUUUAUUUAAUGAUCACAAGUCUAUACAAAGUUACAAAACUAAUGAAUCGGUAGUAAUUAUGUGUUGAACUGAUAUGGUUAAUAUGUCACCUAGUACACUUAGGUCGAUCCGGGUUGAAUUGAAUAUUUGAAACAAUUAUGGCACAAAUGAUUUGAAACUUAAGGUCAUGCAUGUGUCGGCGUACAUCUGAUGGUCUUCAGGGUUAAAGCUAGACUGGCCGGGGUGGGAGCCAAGCGCCAACACGGCCAUUGAUGGUCUUGGACGAAGAGGAAGUUCAAAGUCAAGCCAGGGUCCCAGCGGCGCAACGUCUGGGGCCACAAGUGCCGGAAGCUGGCGAGUUCCAGGAUUUGAGAAAACAGAUCCAGGAGAUGCAGAGGAAAGUAAACAGGGGACGAGUGUUCACUACCCGGACGAAUACUCCGCUCGCCCCUGAGAUCUUUGCAGAACCAUAUCCUCGGGGAUUCAAAGUGCCAUUUGUCAAGCGUUAUGAUGGGGAAUCGGAUCCCCAAGAACACAUAAAUAGCUAUGUCCAGGUGAUGAUUGCCGUUGAUGCCAGCGGUGCGUUGAUGUGCCGAUGUUUCUUGCAGACGGCUGAUAGCAAGGUCGUGGAUUGGGUGAAUCACAUUCCGGCCGGAUCGAUCCGGACUUGGGAUGAGUUGGGAUUGCGGUUCCUAGAGCAUUUUGCAGGGAACUGCCGUCCCAAAAAGCAUUUUACCCACUUGGCCUCAGUGCGGCAGAAGCACGGGGAGUCCUUGAAGAACUUCCUCGUCAGAUGGAGAAAAGAAUCCAGGGAGGUUGAAGGAACCGACGAUAAAUCCAGGUUAGCCAUGUUCACGGCAGCACUGCAAGAUGGUCUCCUUCAUACUGAUCUCACAACCCUUCCCCCAGAUACCUUUGAGGAAGCAAUGGUACGGGCCGGAAGGUAUGCGACCCUGGAGGAGAGGAAGGAGGAGAAGAAAGAGAAGACUCCCAAGGAAGAAGAGAAGGUUGGAAACAAGAAGCCUUUCAAGAACAAGAAGCAGGGCUUCCCGGAUGGACCUCGGAGAAGCACAAAUCUGCUAAUCCAGUGUUUACAUUACCGGUGGCCGAGGAGAUUCUGGGAGGUCUUUGAAUGGAGUCCAGCUGAUAUUCUGGGUUUGGAUCACAAGAUCGCAGUUCAUCGUCUCAACGUUUUGCAGAAUGCUAAACCGGUGAAGCAGAAGCGGAGGCAUUUGUCGCAAGAAAGGAGAGACUUCGUGAAGAAGGAGGUGACAACCUUGCAGAGUAUUGGACACAUCCGGGAGGGUGGAAAAUUUCUGGGGCACAUGGUUAGCCGAAGAGGGAUUGAGGCUAACCCCGAAAAGGUAAGGGCCAUCAUGGAGAUGGAACCGCCGAAGACAGCGAAAGAGGUCCAGCGGUUGACGGGGAGAUUGGCGGCCUUGAAUCGUUUCCUUUCGAAGGUGGAAGAGAAGGUGCACCCAUUCUUUACUGUAAUCAAGAAGAAGGCGACCUUUGAGUGGACGCAAGAAUGUCAAGUGGCAUUCGAAGAAUUGAAGAAGUAUCUGGCGAGUCCUCUGGUGUUAUCCAAGCCGGAACCUGGGGAUGUCCUGACGUUACACUUAGCAAUUGCAGACUGCGCCAUCAGUACUGUGAUUGUAAGAGAAGAGAACGGGGCCCAACAUCCGGUCAACUAUGUCAGUAAGACCUUGAGAGAUGCGGAGCUGAGGUAUUCCCGCCCCGAAAAAGCCAUGUUAGCGGUCUUCUGGACGGCGAAAAGAUUAACCCCGUACUUUCAAGCUCACCGGAUUGUGGUACUCACCAAUGAGCCCUUGGCAUCACUUACGCGAAGCCCAGCGGCAUCCGCCCGAAUGACUAAGUGGGCGGUCUUCAUUAGCCAGUACAAUGUGGAGUUCAGGCCGCGUCCGUCAAUCAAGGGGCAUGCACUCGCCGACUUUAAGGUUGAGUGUACGGCCAGGGAGAUGACAAGAGCCCGGGUUGACACCCGAGUAGAAGAUGACUUGAGGGUGAUAAGCAUCGACGGAUCUUCCGGGUCCCGAUCCUGUGGAGCAGGUAUUGUCUUGACCACUCCAGAAAGUUUCCGGAUAUAUUACGCUAUCAGAUUUCAGUUCCGUGUGUCCAACAAUGAAGCCGAAUAUGAGGCCCUAAUUAAUGGAUUGAAGAUUCUCGGCAAGCUGGGGGUGUCCAGAGUCCAGGUAUAUAGUGACUCCCGCUUGGUUGUGGGACAAAUCAGUGGGGAGUUUGAAGCAAAGGAAGAGAGGAUGAAGAAAUACCGAGACUUGUCCUUGGAAAUGUUGGGAAAAUUCGAGUAUAAGCUAGAGCACAUACCCAGAGCGUACAACACAGAAGCUGAUGUUUUGUCCAAGCUUAGCGCUGAAUCGCCGGAGUAUAUAAGCAAGUUAGCAACCGUGGAGGAGUUGGCAACCCCCAGUCUCAACAGGGAUGAAGUGCUCUGGGUAUCAGCCGAUCCCCCGGAAUGGUUAGACAGGUUGGCUAGAUACAUUAAGGACGGGGUAGCCCCGGAAGAUCCCCUAGAAGCCCGGUUGUUGCGAAUGAGAGCACCCACCUACAAAGAGCUGGAGGGAAUCCUUUAUAAGCGGUCCUAUAAUGGUGUUUUACUCCGCUGUCUUAGAGCGGCAGAAGCAAAAGCGCUUAUGGAAGAGAUACAUGAGGGAGUAUGUGCGGGACAUCAGGGCCCAUACUCUAUCUCUAGAAGGGCGAUAAUCCAGGGAUAUUUCUGGCCGACGAUGAGGAAGGAUUGUGAGGAGUAUGUGCGCAAGUGUCCGACUUGUCAGCAGUUUCAAAAUAUACCCGGGAGGCCAGCCACCAAUUACACGCCCAUUAGUUCGGUGAUCCCUUUCUCCAGGUGGGGGAUCAAUAUCGUGGGUGCCCUGCCGAAAGGAAUUGGACAAGCAAGGUGGAUAUUGGUGGCCAUAGACUAUUUAACCAAAUGGGUAGAGGCUGAGCUACUUGCUGGGAUCACAGGGAAGCAGAUGAUCGACUUCGUGGGAACCAAUAUACUUUGUAGGUUUGGGGUCCCGAAGCAGAUCAUAUUCGACAACGAAACUCAGUUUGAGGAAGCAGAGUUCCAAGACUUCCUCAAAACCUGGGGAAUUCAGCAUACGAAGGUAUCCGUAGCCUAUCCCCAGGCUAAUGGUCAGGUGGAGAACGUCAACAGGACGAUUAUAAGUGGGAUAAAAAAGAAGUUGCUGUCGGAAGGGAGCAAAUGGGUGGACGAACUACCCAGAAUCCUAUGGACGUACAAGACCACUCUAAGAAGGGCCACGGGUGACACUCCUUUUGGCCUGGCCUAUGGGUUUGAAGCCCGGGCACCAGCUGAAACGAUGAUCUCAACCAGGAGGGAAAUGACAUAUGACCCGGAAGUGAAUGAACAAAAUCAGGCCAUCGAGCUGAACUUCUUAGAGGAACGAAGGGAUGAAGCACGAAUCCGGGCAGAGAAUUACCGUCGCCAGGUGAAAUCUUACUUUGAUAGUAAGGUGAAACCGAGGGCGUUCCAGGUGGGGGAUUACGUCCUAAGGAAGCGAGAAAAGAGUCAACCAACUAAGGGUGGAAAGUUGGCCAAAAAGUAUCAAGGACCUUAUAUCAUCAAGGCCGUUGUUCGCCCAGGCAUUCUCAUUUGUUUCAACAAUAAAGAAUUUCUUUCCUCUAAAGCCAAGUGUCUUUGCAAUUCCAUUGUUCUGUAGAUUUCUUAAAAAAAAAGGGGGGGGGGGGAGAACACCCCGGGCAAGAUAGACCCACAUUACAGAGAGGUAGAAAAGUUUAUGCCACCUACUAAAGAUAGGGGAGGUAG